This is a messenger RNA of Drosophila elegans, 1466 nucleotides long. It is a transcript of the gene Lapsyn, whose product is annotated as transforming growth factor beta activator LRRC32. Gene Ontology annotation, molecular function: protein binding. The coding region runs from base 312 to 1340 and encodes 342 amino acids. The transcript is spliced from 7 exons. NCBI's taxonomy places the organism in Eukaryota, Metazoa, Arthropoda, Insecta, Diptera, Drosophilidae. The record is from RefSeq and is a predicted model, not a curated record.
AAGGCCCAAAACUAAACCGAUCGUUUCAAUUCUAUGACUGCGGUUGAAUUGAACGGUUCCGGCUAACGUGCACGCUCUGUAACGGUCGCUCUAUUAUUUUCCGCCGCAAGCUGUUUAUAUUUUAAAUAUUUAAAAGAAAAUAUACAAAAGUGUUUUAAAAAUAUAUACGAAGCAUAAAAUAUUUAUACAAGUUUAUAGAAGAAAACAAAUGAAGUGUAGAAAGUGAAAUAGCAAACGAGCCACUGCCAAAGGAUUAUCUUCUGCAACUUUAAAUGGGAUUAUACCUGAACACUUGAAAUUUCCAAGCGAGCAUGGAACUGCAUUGGCAGCUGCUGACGUUCAUCGUGUGUCUCCAAAGUCUGCGUUCCGCGGGGUUUAUUCUGCAGGAAGAGCGCAAGUGCACUUACGGCCGUAUCGAGAAGCUGCUGCGCAUUCGAUGCUACGAUCUGGACCUCAAGGAGGUGCCCCAGAACCUCAAGACCUCGGUGGAGGUUCUGGACCUAUCGCACAAUCGCAUCAGGAAGCUGAAAAGUGGCUCGUUUCAAAGGUACACAGACAUUAAGUUUCUGAUGCUCUAUGAUAAUAUGAUCUUAUCGGUGGAGCCGGGAACUUUUGAGCCACUCACCUCGCUCCAGGAAAUAGAUCUUUCGAAUAAUGGACUGACAACGAUUCCGCUGGAGUUGUUUCAGCUGCCACGUCUGAGAAAUCUCUAUAUCGACAGCAACGAGCUGACAUCCCUGAACCUCCAGGCGCUGGAGAAGCCCGUCCGGGCACCACUGGAGUACCUGAACAUUGCAGGCUGCGAACUGCAGGAGUUGCCCGACCUGGGUAUACUGCCAAAGCUCUGGCAACUGAAUGCCUCGAUGAACCCUCUGCAGGAAUUCAAGAUCGACAGCCUGGCGAACCUGUGUCACCUGCAGGUCAUCGAUCUGACCAAGUCGCAGCUCAGCCAGUGUGGCUGCCAGCAGGUCACCAACCAUCUCAUGAUGCUCGGCGCCAGUCCGAAGUUCGUGCCCGUUUGCAUGGAGGCGCUCGACAUCCGCGAGUGUCCACUGCCCUACAAUCGGACGAUCCACUCGGCGACGUUCGCCAGUUGCCAGACGACUGUGGAGUUGGCCGAAACGCGCAGCUUGUGGCUCUUUGGCGCAGGCUGUUUUGGAGGCGUUUGUAUUGUGCUAAUAGUUGUCAUCUUCUGCGUGAUACAUUACCGGAGAAAACGAGCCCAAAGACGAAAGAGAAAUGUCCAGAAGCGAAAGCCUUUUGUGAUCUCGCCCAAAAAUGCCAUCAACAACCGUCAUCCGGAGGACGAGCCUCUGCACUGUGAUACUGCCCGAAAAUAGCACUUUAGUUAGUUACUUAGUUAGUUUUAGUGGCCAGUUAUUUAUUACAUAUCAUUACGUCUUAGUUUAGCCAUAGGACAACUGUCUACCUAGCGAAUCGAAUCAUUUACCAAAAAUCACCAAAAC